This is a messenger RNA of Budorcas taxicolor (takin), 1104 nucleotides long. It is a transcript of the gene UFD1, whose product is annotated as ubiquitin recognition factor in ER associated degradation 1. The transcript is spliced from 12 exons. Bases 137 to 1060 code for a protein of 307 amino acids. The record is from RefSeq and is a predicted model, not a curated record. Gene Ontology annotation, molecular function: polyubiquitin modification-dependent protein binding. NCBI's taxonomy places the organism in Eukaryota, Metazoa, Chordata, Mammalia, Artiodactyla, Bovidae. Gene Ontology annotation, cellular component: VCP-NPL4-UFD1 AAA ATPase complex.
CCUUCCGUCCGGCCGGCGCGCCCCAGGCCGCCGGCGCACAGCUGAGGCGGCUGCCGCUGCGACGGGGCGUCGGCGGCCCGCACCGGCAGCGUUCCCCGGCACAGCGCUCUGGCCGGGCGCGGCGGAGGCGUCCGCCAUGUUCUCCUUCAACAUGUUCGACCACCCGAUCCCCCGGGUCUUCCAGAGCCGCUUCUCCACGCAGUACCGCUGCUUCUCCGUGUCCAUGCUCGCGGGGCCCAGCGACAGGUCGGACGUGGAGAAAGGAGGGAAGAUAAUUAUGCCACCCUCAGCCCUCGACCAGCUCAGCCGACUUAACAUCACCUACCCCAUGCUGUUCAAGCUGACCAACAAGAACUCAGACCGAGUGACUCACUGCGGGGUGCUGGAGUUUGUGGCCGACGAGGGCAUCUGCUACCUCCCACACUGGAUGAUGCAGAACUUGCUGCUGGAGGAGGGCGGCCUGGUUCAGGUGGAGAGCGUCAACCUGCAGGUGGCCACGUACUCCAAGUUCCAGCCGCAGAGCCCCGACUUCCUGGACAUCACCAACCCUAAGGCCGUGUUAGAAAAUGCAUUGAGAAACUUCGCUUGUCUGACCACUGGGGACGUGAUUGCAAUCAACUACAACGAGAAGAUCUAUGAGCUGCGGGUGAUGGAGACCAAGCCGGACAAGGCCGUGUCCAUCAUUGAGUGCGACAUGAAUGUGGACUUCGACGCCCCCCUGGGCUACAAGGAGCCGGAGAGGCAGGCCCAGCAUGAGGAGUCGGCCGAAGGCGAAGCUGACCACAGUGGCUACACUGGGGAGCUGGGCUUCCGCGCCUUUUCUGGCUCCGGAAACAGACUGGACGGGAAGAAGAAGGGGGUGGAGCCCAGCCCCUCCCCAGUCAGGCCUGGAGACAUCAAGAGAGGAAUUCCCAACUAUGAAUUUAAACUUGGCAAGAUCACGUUCAUCAGAAACUCACGUCCGCUGGUCAAGAAGGUUGAGGAGGAUGAAGCCGGAGGCAGAUUCGUUGCUUUCUCUGGAGAAGGACAGUCGUUGCGUAAAAAGGGAAGAAAGCCAUAAGCUGGGACUGUUGACUGAUUGGAAAAUAAAAUAAUUGCAACAUG